Messenger RNA from Mesoplodon densirostris (Blainville's beaked whale), 876 nucleotides. It is a transcript of the gene CD38, whose product is annotated as CD38 molecule. The record is from RefSeq and is a predicted model, not a curated record. The coding region runs from base 1 to 876 and encodes 291 amino acids. The transcript has 8 exons. Lineage: Eukaryota; Metazoa; Chordata; Mammalia; Artiodactyla; Ziphiidae. Gene Ontology annotation, molecular function: NAD+ nucleosidase activity; phosphorus-oxygen lyase activity. Gene Ontology annotation, cellular component: plasma membrane. Gene Ontology annotation, biological process: positive regulation of B cell proliferation.
AUGGCCGACCGCAGACCCAAGAAAGCCAAGAUCUGUCUCUGCAUGUUUCUAUGUCUUCUGGUGGGGGUGGUCAUCGCGGUGGUGGUCGGAGUCCGGAUGUGGCGCCGCUCGUCCGAGCACAUGAAGUGGAAUGGGACAGGCACCACUGCCCAUUUUCAAGAAAUCAUCCUGGAGCGAUGCUACAACUACAUGCAGUUGGUGCAGCCGGAGUUCAGAGAUGGAGACUGCCAAAAGAUCAGGGAGGCAUUCAGGAAUGCAUUUAUCUCUAAGGACCCCUGCAGUGCGACAGAGGAAGACUACCACCCACUGAUGCAGCUGGUGAAUCAAACUGUGCCUUGUGACAAGACAGUCUUUUGGAGCAAAUCAAAGGAGUUGGCGCAUCAGUACACGAAGGUCCAGCGAGAGAUGUUCACCCUGGAAGACACACUGCUGGGUUACAUUGCAGAUGACCUUAGCUGGUGUGGAGAUGCAGGCUCUUAUGAAAUGAACUAUCAAUCUUGUCCACACUGGAAGAAAGACUGCAGGAACAACUUUGUUUCUGUAUUCUGGGACUUGCUGUCCAAAAGGUUUGCAGAAAAUGCCUGUGGUGUGGUCCAGGUGGUGCUCAAUGGAUCCAUCAGUAACGCCUUUAAUAGAAACAGCACUUUUGGACGUGUGGAAGUCCAUAACUUGAAUCCAAUGAAGGUUCAUAUGCUACAGGCUUGGGUGAUCCAUGACCUUGGAAAAUUUCCCAGUGACUCAUGCUCGGGUUCCUCCAUAAAUGAUCUGAGAUGGAUUAUAAAGCAAAGGAAUAUCAAAUUUACUUGCCAGGAUAACUACAGCUCUGUCAAGUUUCUUCAGUGUGUGAAAAAGCCUGAGGAUUCAUCUUGCAGAUGA